UAAAUGCAAUACAUAUUUACCAAAACUAGCAACUAGAGUGAUUCCUACACUUCUCUCGUAAUUAAUAAUCCUUCCAGUUAGCUGCGUUUGGGUGUACAAUGUAAUGAAAUCUCCCUCAUCCGCCUAGUGGCUUUGGUUCACUCCAGAGUUUCGGCAGAACGGGGCAUCAAUUUACUGAGUGAAGAUGGCGGAUUCACAAGAGAUGCUGUAAACUAGGUUUUUAACUAGAGAAUGUUCACAUUUUCUGUCACUUAAAGAUUCUUGUGGAUUGCUAACAUUUACAUUCCGGUUUUGGUCCUCGUCUCCACGGAUACGCUGCCGUUUCUGCUCGUCCUGAGGUUUUGACCUUGACAGAUUGGAGAAAGCAGAGCUGCUGUUUUUAGGCGCGUAGUCUUUGUCCGCCCCCGAGAUGAGCGGUCUGGGCCUCCACGGGGGGCCGUCUUCAGGGCUGAGCCCCAGCCCCGGCAACCCCCAGCCCCGACGCUGCUGAAACACACACACUUACGAGAGAGCUGGGAGACGGAGCGACGCACGCACACAUCCGCACACAGACAGCCGGAGUGGCCGACACACACCGCGCUCUCCUGAUAACGUCUGUGUUUACGUGUGAACGAAGGAGCGCUCCGGUGUUCGGUGACGGGAGAGAGAGGAGAGAAACUGCUGAUCCGCCGAGCAGAGAGAGAGAGAGAGAGAGAGAGAGAGAGAGAGAGAGAGAGAGAGAGAGAGGAAGGGAGGGAGGGAGUAGAAGAGGCGGAGGAGGAGGAGUGCGAGGAACGCACAGAGAGAGAAACCCAAUCCUCUUAGGUAGCCGUGCCGAGUGAAAAACCGAGCAAGACAGAGUGGGAGGGAGAGAGAGAGAGAGCGAGCGAGGGGGAGGAGGAGAGGGAGCCCGGAGGCCAAUCCAGACUGCGUGAGUCAGAGCAGGCUGCUGGCGAGCGAGCUGGUUCCUCCGUUCCCUCCAUCGCGGCGGCGUUUCGUCCAGAGAGGUGUAGAGAGAGAGCGGCGGGGUCCACAGGUGCCGAGUCAUGGGCUAUGGGGGCCAUGGUGACCUAGCGUAAAUGGCUAUUCCUCAGCACAGCUUAGUGCCACUGUCUGCUGCUCACUCCUCCUCCCCUUCUUCCUCCUCCUCCUCCUGCCGAGCCCCCGCCCCCCUCCGCCGCCGUGCCCCGCUGCUGGUGCCCCGCCUCCUUUGCCCUGCCGCCGCCGACCCAGCGCCCGCCGUCGGCCAUGUUGGGAGUGGGCGUGUGGAAGCUGGUGCGCGGCGUCCGCCAGCUGGAGCUGCACCGGCUCAUCCUGGCGCUCAUCCUCUUCUGCCUGCUCUCCAUGGCCUGCCUGGCCUACUACGUCAGCAACAGCCCCAAGAUCAAGGAGGCGCCCCCCCUGCCCUUCAGUGACUGCGGCGGGGGCCCCGCGCUCGCCGCGGGGGCAGGCGCCGGAGGCGGGCCGGGAGGCCAGCGGACGCCCCUCUUUGUGCCGCCGCGCUCGGGCCGCCCGCGGCCCGUCAAGGCCGUGGACAACUCGCGGACGGAGCCGGUGGUGCUGGUGUUCGUGGAGAGCAUCUACUCGCAGCUGGGCCAGGAGAUCGUGGCCAUCCUGGAGUCGAGCCGCUUCCGCUACCGCACGGAGAUCGCCCCGGGCAAGGGCGACAUGCCCACGCUGACGGAGCGCAACCGCGGCCGCUACGCGCUCGUCAUCUACGAGAACGUGCUCAAGUAUGUCAACCUGGACGCCUGGAACCGCGACCUGCUGGACAAGUACUGCGUGGAGUACGGCGUGGGCGUGGUGGGCUUCUUCAAGGCCAACGAGAACUCGCUGCUCAGCGCCCAGCUCAAGGGCUUCCCCCUCUUCCUGCACUCCCACCUGGGCCUGAGGGACUACCGCAUCAACCCCAACGCCCCGCUGCUCUACAUCACCCGGCCCAACGAGGUGGAGGCGGGCCCCCUGCCGGGCGACGACUGGACCGUCUUCCAGUCCAACCACUCCACCUACGAGCCCGUCCUGCUGGCCAGCACCAAGUCGUCGGAGGCGCUGGCCCACCUGGGCCCCCUCCGCGCAGUCCACGCCACCGUGGUGCAGGACCUGGGCCUGCACGACGGCAUCCAGCGGGUGCUGUUCGGCAACAACCUCAACUUCUGGCUGCACAAGCUGGUGUUUGUGGACGCCAUCGCCUACCUGACGGGGAAGAGGCUGUGCUUGUCGCUGGAGCGCCACUUGCUGGUGGACGUGGACGACAUCUUCGUGGGGAAGGAGGGCACCCGCAUGAAGGUGUCGGACGUGGAGGCCUUACUCAACACUCAGAACAAGCUGCGGACUCUGGUACCCAAUUUUACCUUCAACCUGGGCUUUUCUGGAAAGUUCUAUCACACAGGCACAGACGAGGAGGACCGGGGGGACGACAUGCUCCUGCGACACAGGAAGGAGUUCUGGUGGUUCCCUCACAUGUGGAGCCACAUGCAGCCCCACCUGUUCCAUAACGUCAGCGUGCUGGCAGAGCAAAUGAGACUCAACAUGCUCUUCGCCCAGGAGCACGGCAUCCCCACAGACAUGGGCUAUGCGGUGGCCCCCCAUCACUCGGGGGUGUACCCCGUGCACAGCCAGCUGUACGAGGCCUGGAAGUCAGUGUGGGGCAUCAAGGUGACCAGCACGGAGGAGUACCCCCACCUCCGGCCCGCCCGCUACCGCAGGGGCUUCAUCCACAGUGGCAUCCAGGUGCUGCCCAGGCAGACGUGUGGCCUCUUCACCCACACCAUCUUCUAUAACGAGUACCCCGGGGGCUCCAAGGAGCUGGACAAGAGCAUCCGCGGAGGAGAGCUCUUCCUCACCGUGCUGCUCAACCCUAUCAGCAUCUUCAUGACCCACCUGUCUAACUAUGGCAACGACCGCCUGGGCCUGUACACCUUUGAGUCACUGGUGAAGUUUGUCCAGUGCUGGACCAACCUGCACCUGCAGACCUUGCCCCCUGUCCAGCUGGCCCAGAAGUACUUCCAGAUCUUUCCAGAGGAGAGGGACCCCCUCUGGCAGAACCCUUGUCACGACAAGAGACACAAGGAUAUCUGGUCCAAGGAGAAGACGUGCGACAGGCUACCCAGGUUCCUGGUCAUAGGCCCACAGAAAACAGGCACCACGGCCCUCCACUCGUUCCUGAGCCUCCACCCAGCCAUCACCAGCAGCUUCCCAAGCCCCUCCACCUUCGAGGAGAUCCAGUUCUUCAGCGGGCCAAACUACGACAACGGCAUCGACUGGUACAUGGACUUCUUCCCCUUCCCCUCCAACGUCAGCACUGACUUCAUGUUCGAGAAGAGCGCCAACUACUUCGACACGGAGGUGGCGCCCAAGCGGGUCGCCGCCCUGCUGCCCCGGGCCAAGAUCCUGGCGGUGCUCAUCAACCCGGCGGACCGCGCCUACUCCUGGUACCAGCACCAACGAGCUCACCAGGACCCAGCAGCCAUCAACCACACCUUCAGCCAGGUGGUGACGGCCGGGCCCACCUCCCCACGAGACCUGCUCAUGCUGCAGAGACGCUGCCUUAAACCCGGGGCCUACGCCACGCACCUGGAGCGCUGGCUACGCCACUACCAGCCCAACCAGAUGCACAUCGUGGAUGGCACCCUGCUUCGCUCCAACCCUGCCCUGGUGAUGGAGGGCAUCCAGAGGUUCCUGGCCGUAACCCCCAUCUUCAACUAUACCCAGGCUCUCACGUAUGAUGAAAGUAAAGGGUUCUGGUGCCAGAGAGUAGAAGCAGGUCGACCCAAGUGUCUAGGCAAGAGUAAAGGCAGGAAAUACCCAGAGAUGAGCCCCGAGACGCGUGCCUUCCUGACGGAGCAUUACCGCGAGCACAACAUGGAGCUGCUGCGGCUCCUGAACCGCCUGGGGCAGCCUCUCCCCUCCUGGCUCCGAGAGGAGCUCCAGAGCAGCAGCUGGAGCUGAGACUGGGCCCUCCACACACACACACACACACACACUCACACACACAUACACUGUUGGGACUGGACUAGACCACACCGGGGGGGUAGAGGAAGGGGGGUGCAUCCUUCACAAACACACAACCAGUCACUAUAGAGGGUGGAGGAGGAGAGAGGGGGGUGGGUAUGCACACCUUUUUGUUUUGGACUAUGGACUCCUCCAACCGUCCCAUCACUGCUGAAGCAAACAGGGUCAUGGUAAGAGGAGGGGGGGUAUAAUAGUCCCUGUAAGGGGGCAUCUGGAAAUGGACUGCUAAUUGCCCCCCCCCCCCCUCCAUUAUGUACAGGGCCAUUGUGUUCGUGAAGAACCCUGAGGUCUAACCCUGCCAACUCUUAGACUGCGACAGAGGGAAGACAUAGGAUGAUCAAGCAGUUUCAACCCUCGGCCUGCUACAACUGGAUGUGACCUAACAGGAUAUCCUGUGGACCUCUGAAGCGCAUGAAUGAAUAGACCCAGGGCAAAACAUCCGCGAGGAGGUGACACACACACACACAAACUUCUCAUUGCGUCAGAAGAAUGAUUGUAAAACAUUGUACAUUUUAAAAAGCUGUUGUAUAUUUUGGGUGAGGAGGGCGGGUGGGAAAUGUGACAGAAUUAGAUGGUGGACCAAGCUUGACAGUGUAUUGGACUGUUUUCACGACAGAGGUGUGCGAGAUUGGGUGGAUGGUGUGUCAAUCACAGACCGCAGUCCCCUCCUCACAUGUCUCCCUCUCUCUCUCCUGCACCUCUGCUUGUGGAGCUAGUUUGGUCUGGUGUGCUCUGGUAAAGCGGUGUGUGGACUCACCAACACAGAGUCCAAUAUGAAACUCCUGCACGUUCUCCCUCACUCUCACACAGGUACUGCUCACCCUGACCUGCACUGUGUGGAGAUGGGCUACUCAGAAAGAGAGCGAGAGGAGGAGAGAGAGAGAGGGAGGGAAGUAAGGGGGACUCUAGGGGGAGAAGGAGAGAGAGUUCUGUGUGUGUCUUUAUGCCUGUGAGGUGUCUGUCAACAGGAGCUGCUGUCUUGUUUUCUGUUUAUUUUGUAAAAACCGACAAAAAGCCCAACGUUGUAUCAUCUCUAAUAAAUGUAUAGAGAGGUUGGAACCGAGUAGUCAUCUGUGUUCCUGUCUUUUUCGACAUGUCUGACUGGAUGAACGAACUGGUCACGCUAGAAACGUCAAUGUCAUAGGUUAAAAGGCGCUACCACCCUAAGCCUUUUUCCUUAUAUUGCGUCUAAAUGAUCAAACUCCCAAAUUCAAAAUGGCUCAACAAACACAGGGGCCAGAGGCCACACCGGGGGGGGCAGUCGAAAGCUGACCACUAUGAGAUGGUGGUGAAUGAGGUGUCAGAAAUGAUGUGGGCAUUAUUGAACCUGGGUAACGUGUUAAACCAACCAACCUAUUAUGAAAUGUCAAUUCCACAGUGCCAGAUGUUCUCAUUCGAAAUAAAACGUCUAUUUUUUACUGUC
This is a messenger RNA of Osmerus eperlanus (European smelt), 5413 nucleotides long. It is a transcript of the gene ndst2a, whose product is annotated as N-deacetylase/N-sulfotransferase (heparan glucosaminyl) 2a. The transcript is spliced from 16 exons. Gene Ontology annotation, cellular component: Golgi apparatus. The record is from RefSeq and is a predicted model, not a curated record. Gene Ontology annotation, molecular function: heparan sulfate N-sulfotransferase activity; deacetylase activity. Bases 1228 to 3927 code for a protein of 899 amino acids. Lineage: Eukaryota; Metazoa; Chordata; Actinopteri; Osmeriformes; Osmeridae.